UUAAAUAAUCGAAUUUUGGAAAUGGAAACAGUUUUUAUUUCGUUUCCACUCCUGUAAAAUUAGAUAAGCUAUUUUAAUACUUGCUUCACAUUUACAUUCAUAUAGUUUAAAAAUACAAUAGAGACGAAUUUCACGCUUAACAAUGACUACAGUACCAAGCGCACAGUUCUUGGCCAACAAGAAGAAAAAACAGUUUCUGGAUCUGCCUGCUCCACCUGGAUAUGUCGCUGGUGUGGGUCGUGGUGCCACGGGCUUCACCACGCGUUCUGAUAUCGGUCCGGCUCGCGAUGAUACCGAUAUUACGGACGAUCGUCAUGCGCACCCUAUGAAAAAGAAGAACAAAGAUGACGACGCCGAUGAGGAAGAUGAGGAUUUGAACGAGGCUAACUAUGAUGAAUUCAGCGGGUACGGUGGCAGUUUGUUCUCCAAAGAUCCAUACGAUAAGGAUGAUGCUGAAGCCGAUGCGAUUUAUGCGGCUGUCGAUAAUCGUUUAGAUGAGAAACGGAAAGAUUAUCGAGAGAAUCGUCUGCGAAAGGAAUUGGAGAAGUUUCGUCAAGAGCGACCUAAGAUUCAGCAGCAGUUUUCUGACUUGAAACGAAAGUUAGAUGUCGUCUCAGACAUUGAGUGGAAAGCCAUUCCCGAUGUCGGCGACGCCAGAAAUCGCAAGCAGCGCUUGGCGAAACAGGACCAGUACACUCCUGUUCCGGAUAAAGUUCUUGCGAGGGCCGCGGAACAAUCUGGAAUGGCCGCUGCUGUGGAUGCUCGUGAACAGAAAUUCGGUGGCUUGGAAACACCUCUAGGUCUAGCUACUCCGGACCUUGAUUUGCGGAAAGUUGGUGAAGCCCGAAACACUCUCAUGGGAAUGCGUCUGAGCCAAGUUUCCGACAGCGUUUCCGGACAGACCGUUAUUGAUCCUAAAGGCUAUUUGACUGAUCUUCAGUCGAUGAUUCCAACAUUUGGUGCUGAUAUUCAGGACAUAAAGAAGGCCCGAUUGCUGCUAAAAUCAGUACGAGAAACCAACCCGAAUCACCCGCCGGCAUGGAUCGCGUCAGCACGAUUGGAAGAGGUUACCGGAAAAGUCCAAGCUGCACGCAACAUCAUACAGAAUGGUUGCGAAGUCUGCCCUAAAAGCGAAGAUCUGUGGUUAGAAGCCUCUCGUCUACAGCCUCCUGAAUUGGCAAAAAGUGUGAUUGCACAAGCUGUUCAGAACAUCCCGAAUUCCGUAAGGAUAUGGGUGAAAGCUGCCGAUCUGGAAACUGAGCCCAAAGCUAAGAAACGAGUGUACCGGAAAGCUUUGGAGCAGAUUCCAAAUUCCGUGCGCUUAUGGAAAGAAGCGGUAGAGCUGGAAGAUCCAGAUGAUGCACGGAUUCUGCUGGCACGGGCUGUUGAAUGUUGUCCGUCCAGUACAGAGCUUUGGUUAGCACUUGCCCGGUUGGAGACGUACGAGAAUGCUAAGAAAGUUGUUAAUAAAGCGCGUGAGAAUAUCCCUACUGAUCGCCAGAUUUGGAUUGCUGCUGCUAAGUUGGAAGAGAGCCAAGGAAACGUGCACAUGGUGGAUAAAAUUAUUGAUCGCUCCCUGCGAUCGCUGCAGGCCAACAUGGUAGAAAUUAACAGGGAGCUGUGGCUGAAAGAGGCGGUGGAAGCCGAAAAUUCCGGUUCUAUUUUGACGGCUCAAGCCAUUGUGCGAGCUGUCAUUGGACAUGGUGUCGAGGAGGAAGAUCAGAAACACACGUGGAAAGCCGAUGCCGAGUCGUUCACCGCUCAAGGGGCGUAUGAAUGUGCGAGAGCUGUAUAUGCUCAUGCAUUGUCCGUUAUGCCUAAUAAAAAAUCUUUGUGGGAAGCGGCUGCGGAUUUGGAGAGGAAUCACGGUACCAGGGAAGCAGUGGAGACCAUUCUCGAAAAGGCUGUUGCACACUGUCCAAGAGUGGAAAGGUUAUGGCUUAUGUUAGCUAAAUCCAAGUGGCUAGCAGGAGAUGUUUCCGCCUCGCGUUUAACCCUGUCCAGAGCUUUCCAGGCUAAUCCGAACAGUGAAGAAAUUUGGCUAGCCGCCGUGAAGCUGGAAAGCGAGAACAAUGAAGAUCAGCGAGCGAGAGUGCUACUACAAAAAGCACGCACCAGUGCUCCAACUCCACGGGUGGUAAUGAAAUCCGCUAAGUUGGAAUGGGCAUUAGGUGACUACAACCGCGCUUUGGAAAUUAUCGCUGAAGGUCUGAAGGCGUACGCCGAUCUGACGAAUGCCGACAGCACGGAUCUUAAAUCGCGCGCGAAGUUAUGGAUGAUGAAAGGUCAGCUAAUGGAGAGUUUAAAGAAAAUACCGGAAGCUAGAGAGGCGUACUCUGAAGGAACAAAGAAAUGCCCAACUUCUUUGGUGUUGUGGAUGCUGUCCGCGCGACUCGAAGAAAAGCAAGGAAAUCCAACGCGAGCCCGAGCCAUUUUGGAAACUGCACGUUUACGCAAUCCGAAGAAAGCCGAACUGUGGCUGGAAGCUAUCCGAGCGGAAUUACGGGCCGGUAACCGAGACAUCGCUAUGGUGCAGAUGUCGAAAGCCCUGCAAGAGAUCCCUGAUUCUGGUAUUUUAUGGGCGGACGCUAUUUUCAUGGAAAACAGACCGCAGAGAAAAACCAAGAGCGUGGAUGCCCUCAAACGAUGCGAGCAUGAUCCGCAUGUUUUGUUAGCGGUUUCUAAGUUGUUCUGGGCGGAACGACGCGUGGCAAAAGCCAGGGAGUGGUUCUCACGGACUGUCCGCUUGGAUCCGGAUCUCGGUGAUGCAUGGGCAUAUUUUUAUAAAUUUGAAGAACAAUAUGGCACCGAGGAAGAAAAAGCGCAGGUGAUGCGGAAAUGCGUGGAAACUGAACCUCGACAUGGCGAGAAGUGGUGUGCCAUCGCUAAAGAUAUGAAAAACUUUCGAAGAAAAACUAAAACGAUUCUGGAAAUGGUUGCGGAUAGUUUAGAGACUCCUUCUUAGCGCUUGAUACGAGUCCAUGUAUUUAUUGUAAAAAUUUCUUGAUAGACCCUUUCAUAUGUAGCUGCAUUCUUUUAGGCGUGGAAAUGAUUUCAUUUUCUUCUUAUUUUGUUUUGUUACUAGUAAUCAAGUAAAAUUGAUUUUGACAACUGGUUUGGUGUGCCUGAUGGGCGAAAGUGUGAACUGUGUUGAUGCUUCGCUUUGGUUUCGUUUUCGACCAAAAAAAUUUUUAU
Molecule: messenger RNA, 3195 nt
Organism: Paramacrobiotus metropolitanus
Lineage: Eukaryota; Metazoa; Tardigrada; Eutardigrada; Parachela; Macrobiotidae
Product: pre-mRNA-processing factor 6-like
Exons: 5
Coding region: 143-2965 (940 amino acids)
Biological process (GO): spliceosomal tri-snRNP complex assembly; mRNA splicing, via spliceosome
Cellular component (GO): U4/U6 x U5 tri-snRNP complex; catalytic step 2 spliceosome
Molecular function (GO): protein binding
Source: RefSeq, a predicted model, not a curated record